Messenger RNA from Vanessa atalanta (red admiral), 807 nucleotides. RefSeq lists its product as uncharacterized. Lineage: Eukaryota; Metazoa; Arthropoda; Insecta; Lepidoptera; Nymphalidae. The coding region runs from base 1 to 807 and encodes 268 amino acids. The record is from RefSeq and is a predicted model, not a curated record. The transcript has a single exon.
AUGGAACUUUUCCUGCUGAUGCUUUUAACAUCUACGAUUGAAGCAAAUGUCUACAUCAAAAGCUUGAACAAUAACACAUUGUUCUUUGACAAAAUCUCUGACGUACGAAUCAUACAGGACAAAUGGAAACUUAUUGCCUACUACAACAUGACAACAUAUUGGCAUAGUAUUACCGCCGUUGAAAAAUAUAUCUACUCGGUAAACAAAACCUGCAACAACGAUCACUCAUGUGCACCUGUUGUGACGCAAUUCGCUCACGAGCUCACGAGCACCGUAAAAGAGCGAGAAGAUCAUUUACUUAAGCUAUUUAAAAACCAAACAUCAUUGAUCGAAUCGGAGAAUAAUAUCCUGAAAAGAAACGAACAAAUUAUGAACACUCAAUUUGAGCAUAUCUACAAAAAUCUGCGAGUAAUAUCUACUGAGAUGCACCAAGUCGAAAAAGAACGACAAAGCACUCUACAGGCAUUCCAUCUACUGUCAUCUUUAAUAUCUGUUGAUGUGAUUAUCUCCAACCUUCGGCGUACGCAGGACACUCUGCUUGACAUCGUGACCGAUAUUUAUAACGGCCGCCUGAACAUACACUUAUUAACUCCGGCAGAACUUACGCAACAAUUAAAUGUAAUAUUCGGCCAUCUACAGGAUGAUGUUGUUGUUCCAACUGACAAUUUUCGAGAUAUCUACGGUCUCUUACAAGUACGAGCUAAAGUGACUAGGAGAUUCCUGAUAAUGGAAAUCAAGAUUCCCCUGCUAAACAGAGACCAAUUUGAAUUGAAUGACGUCAUAUCGAUACAAUCAAAUAAAUUGUGA